AUGGGGAUCGACAAGUCAAUCUUUGUUUCGCCGAGUACUUUCCAUUUGACUGUGGUUAUGUUGAAGUUAGGGAACAAGGAAUCUGUGGAUGCAGCUCAGGAUAUCCUCAAGAGUAUUUCUUCUAGUGUGAGGCAUGCUUUGGAUAACCGACCUGUCUACAUAAGACUUAAGGGAUUGGAUUGUAUGAGUGGAUCUUUAGACAAAACUCGCGUGCUCUAUGCUCCAGUUGAAGAAGUUGGCCACGAGGGUCGUCUGCUAAGUGCUUGUCAUGUUAUCAUCGAUGCAUUUGUAAAUGCUGGAUUUGCUGGCAAAGAUGCAAAGUCACGCUUGAAGCUACUUGCGACGGUGAUGAAUGCAAGCUACAGAAAGGAUAAAAGCAAAAAGAUGGACACUUUUGAUGCGCGAGAGAUACACAGAGCGUUUGGGAACAAAGAUUGGGGAGAAUAUCUAAUCAGAGAAGCUCAUCUCUCAAAACGGUUUUGGUAUGACUCGAUCGGCUACUUCCAUUGCUGUGCUUCACUACCUUUUCCACAUGAGUGA
Microthlaspi erraticum is the source of this 540-nucleotide messenger RNA. The record is from the annotation of a GenBank genome assembly. Lineage: Eukaryota; Viridiplantae; Streptophyta; Magnoliopsida; Brassicales; Brassicaceae.